AUGGCUGGUGCGGCGGCGGCGGCGGUGGGGCUGGGAGUGGUGGUGUGGUGGGCGGCGGCGGUGGCGGUGGGGUGCGGCGCGCAGCCGGUGGUGGUGGGCAGCUACGGGCAACCCAGGCUGUGGCUGAAGCCCUACGACUGGAGCUACCUGCGCGUUGAAUUGCCGGCGUCGUUUUCGUCUGUCACUAUGGAUUUCGCAACUGACAUAGACAUUCAGAGGGAGCACUUGAAGGAUCUUCCAAGAAGAGAGCUUGCUAUCAUUUGCUUGAUGAACUCCAACCCUCCUAUUCCUGAUAUAUCUGAUUCUUUUCUGGACAGUUUAUUAUCGAACUUUCUCGUUGUUGGGACUUUUGGCAGUACAAAUAAUCAGUCAAAUCUGGCGCAAUGCAUACCAUUCCAGAAAAACACAUCAAUUGUGUUAAGAAAUGACCAGAUAUCUCCAGGAAUAUGGUACAUUGGUUACUUUAAUGGCCUUGGACCUGCUCGCACACAAUCAAAGAUGAUUAGCCGAGGCAAGGCACGUUCUGUGAGCACUAGUAUCACCGUAGAAGGAUGUCCAACUUCAGCACUAUGGGGACCAUACUGUAAUGAAACAAUGGAAAUGAUUAGUUGUUCUCAGUCUUCAAGACAUAACAACUCAAGAAAUCUUAUAGAUUUGAAUAUUGGCAAGAGGAAACGUCUUAAUACCAGAGAACAUAAAAGGCGUAUUAAUUUUCUGUCGCAAUGGAACCAUUUAGAAGAAAAGGGAGUUGGCUCCAAUAGUUCAACCUUUGCAAGAAUGGACAACUCAAUCACUUGUGCCAUUUCAAAUGGCUCAUUAUGCUUAAGGCAAGGUGAUAUGAAGUUCUACUUCUUGGACAUAGUUAAUCUAGCAUUGCAAUUUGAAAUUACAGCUAUGAAUUUUGGAUUAGCUCAAAGGCCAUCCUUAAUAUGUUACUUGCGCUACAAUGCCUUUCCUCGGAGAGAUUUGCAUGACUAUUCAGGUGAUAUCAGCAGUGCUCCUUUGGUUCUAAAGUUGCCAAAUAUUGGACGAUGGUAUAUUGCUGUUGAGACUGUCAAUAUAACACAGAUGAAUAGCACUGCAUCAGCACCUUUACCGGAUACAACAUGCUUCUCAUUAGAGUGGCAAGUAACUGGAUGCCUGAAUGGAAAAGCUGGAACCAACUGUUCAUGGGAGGCGUAUGCGCUCCAGAGGGUUCCUAAGCGAAGUCCUUCUGUCCCUUUUGAGUCAUAUUAUGUUCCUAAUGAUGGAAGGGCGUCCCUGGAGUAUAGUCACUUCUCCCUGGAACAGUAUUUAAGCAACUCUUCUUUUGAGCCAUUUGCAUGGACUUAUUUCUUUUUGGAUAUUCCGCAAGGUUCAGCUGGUGCACUUAUCCAUGUCCAAUUAAAAUCAGAUAAAGAACUGAAUUAUGAGCUGUACUCAAAAUAUGGUGGUUUACCAUCAAAUGAGAGUUGGGAUUAUUAUGCAAGCAGGACAAGCAGCAGUAAUGGCUCAGUGUAUUUUUCAUUACAGAAUUCCACAAAUUCAGAUAUGGAUCUAUCUAUUUUCUAUGCUAAGGAGGGAACUUGGUGCUUCGGUGUGAAGCAUCCAAGUGAUAAAGCAAAUUCUGAGACGUACAUGUCCAUCUCUCUUCAGGGAUGCCAUAAAAACUGCAAUCAGAAAGGUGCAUGUCAUUCCUCAAUCGAUGAAAGUGGGCUAACUUUCUACAGCUUCUGCACAUGUGAUCGUGAUCAUGGUGGGUUUGAUUGCAAUGAUGAAUUAGUUUCACCUAAUGGGCACAUCUGGCAGUCUGUCUUUCUAAUUGCAUCAAAUGGUGCAGCAACUUUACCUGCCUUUUGGGCUAUCCGGCAAAAGGCAUUUGCAGAAUGGAUUCUUUACACUUCAAGUGGAAUUUCUAGUGCAUUAUACCAUUCAUGUGAUGUGGGUACCUGGUGCAUACUGUCUUUCCGUGUAUUACAGUUUUUGGAUUUCUGGCUUUCCUUUAUGGCUGUUGUUGGUACGUUCAUAUAUAUGGCUACAAUCGAUGAAGCUUCAAAGCGAGCCAUGCAUACAGCUGUCUUUAUUCUUACGGCUCUUUUAGCUGCAACAGGUGCUACCAGAUCUGCAAAUAUUGGUAUUGUUGUUGCUAUUGGUUCUCUUGGCCUGCUUAUUGGAUGGCUAUUGGAGUUCUCUACAGCGAGAAGAUUUGUGUGCUGGCCGUGGCGAAUCAAUCUUAAUGUACCUCAAAGCUGGCCAAACUUCAGGACUUUAUUUUGGAGUACUCUGGAGUUGUUGAACAAGCGAUUUCGUUGGUUAUUUCUACUUCUGGGAUUCAUCACAUUAGCUUUUGCGGCUACAAGCUGGAAGCUAGAAUCAAAUCGUACCUACUGGGUUUGGCACAGCAUGUGGCAUAUUACUAUUUACACGUCUUCAUUCUUCUUCCUGUGCUCCAUGCGCGUCAAUACCGUUAAUCAUAGUCCGGAGCCAAGCUACGAGUUAACGAGGCAAGAUUCAUUGCCGAGAUCAGAGUCCAGAGAAACCUAACGAACCGAGACACGCCAAAUAUACAUCAGUCUGUCCUUGCUUUACAUUAUGGACUGUUUUAUGGCCAAAGGUCUUGUUACUGGACCUACCUUCGAUGAAGAGUUGAAUGCCAGAAUCUUUUUGGCAUUAUGUUUCUGCCGGCCUCUUCGGGUAGGUAGGUAUAUGGCUUUCAUGAUUUUUGGUUGGGGGUGUAAUUCCAGGAAUCAUUAAAGGAUAUAGAUUUUGUAACUACGUACAUGUACCAGUAGAGAUCAGCUGCAUCGAAUGAGAACUGUAAAUAGAGUGGGUGCAGAGAACGGAAAUAUAUACAACUAUUAUUGA
Molecule: messenger RNA, 2844 nt
Organism: Oryza brachyantha (malo sina)
Lineage: Eukaryota; Viridiplantae; Streptophyta; Magnoliopsida; Poales; Poaceae
Exons: 14
Coding region: 1-2523 (840 amino acids)
Cellular component (GO): plasma membrane
Source: RefSeq, a predicted model, not a curated record